CAACGUAUAACAUACAAAACAAAAUGUAUGUUUGUACAUCGAAAACGAAGAGUUUAAGCUUAACCAUUUUCUUACAAUGCCUUCUAUUUGACAUUUCAAUGUCUCAAGAUUUCUCGGGUAGUGAUGAUGUUGAUAUCUCGAUUAAACGUUGCACACUUUACGUAAACUGGACCACAGAGAAUACAGAUGGAUGUAGUUUGUUUAUUUAUCGAGUACAACUGUACCGGAAUGAAACAGAGAUAGCAACUCUAGAUACCAAAGCCUUGAGGUAUUCAAAAGAUGGUAUAGAUUCGGAGUCUGUAUUUCGGGUCGAAAUUACACCAGUGCUUCGCUGUGGGAACAAUUCUGAUCUUUAUAGAAGAAAAAGGGUUAAGUCUAUUAGAACAAUUCCAGGUAAACAGAGGGUCUAUAUCACCAAAAAUAUAUCCGAAAAUGUGACAUUAGAAUGUCCUUUAAAUGGAGCAUACCAGCCUUUUAAUGUUAAGUGGCAGCACGUGAUUGGAAUAAAUAGAACAGUUGUUAGGACCUUCACAACACAGAUGCUCAACCUUCAAAGUUUGUCAUACAGAGACAUGGGACGGUAUAUAUGUACUGUAGAAUAUAGUUUUUGUGGAACAUCCAGAUCACUGAGAAAAACAGAGAGUUCGGUUACCUGCAGCAUAAAUGGUCCACCAUUUAUAUCUUCAUCUCAAGAUACUUUCAUUGUAAAUCCUGGACAAAAUUUAACUUUAGAGCUAAAAGUUAUAUCAUUUCCACCACCAAAUAGCCAAGUAGUUAUUAAAAAUAUACGCGGAUAUGACAUUUUUCGAGAACUGGUGUCCUUCAAAACAGAAUCAACGCCACUGCAAGCCUACGGAAAGACUGUCGAAGUUGAAGGGUAUAACACGAGGUUUUAUUUGCUGAACAUUUCAGUAGACUGGUUUGGAGCAAACAACAUUAUCGUAUUUAAUAGAUUUGGAAACUAUUCAAUUAGAAUAUUUCUUCAGAAUUUCUCAGAAAAAGAAAAGAAUUUCAUCGUAAACUUUCUGAGAGAAAACACAAUUCUUUUGGCUGGAGUUGGAGGGGGGAUUCUUGUGUUGUUCUUGGUUGUCAUCGUAACGGUUAUAAUAUGGGAUAUAAGAAGAAAAAAGAGACAGAAAAAUAUGACAUUAAACGGAAAUCAAAACCAAAAUGGAGAAGCAGAGAAUCCUACCUCGGUUCCAUCCAACUCUGAACGCAUUUAUGCGAGACCGUUUUCGUUUGGAAAUAAUAAUAAAGGAAACGCUUCUGCAGAAGUCCAAAGAUUAACAGAUCAUGAAAGACAAAUUGAACUAGAACGUAAACAAUGUGCAAGCAUGUAUAGCUACGGAGGAUUCUCAAUGAAUGAGUUUCAAGAUGAUGAAAUAAUGUACGACAACCAGUUCGCCCCAGAAUACAAAUAAUAUUCAUUACUAUAAUGACAUUUUUAAAACAGAAACUGAAGAAUACAUAUAUAUAUAUAUAUAUAUAUACUUCCAAAUCUUGAUUUACAAUGAAAAUAUCAAUGGAACUAUUAUGAAGCUUAACAGCAUUAUAUCUCCACCAGUUCAAGAAAAUGAUGGAAAGUUUGAAGAU
Messenger RNA from Saccostrea echinata, 1593 nucleotides. RefSeq lists its product as uncharacterized. NCBI's taxonomy places the organism in Eukaryota, Metazoa, Mollusca, Bivalvia, Ostreida, Ostreidae. The record is from RefSeq and is a predicted model, not a curated record. The transcript is spliced from 9 exons. Bases 24 to 1421 code for a protein of 465 amino acids.